AUGGAGCAGCAAGACAGGAUGAAUUUAAAUUUAACCUCCUCGCAGGCGAAGCGGAGACUCCAAAACGACAACCCGUGGCUUGACGCGCAGUUAGUUCGCGCGCUCUCUAUCCGGGAUGUGUCUCAACAGCAAGGACUCGUGGCCCAAGGAAUCAACGGUAAUAUGGUCGUGCCGCAAAGUAAUAGUGGGACGUAUUUCAUUGCAGCAGAAGUAGAAGAUGUUGGAGCUCCUGCUGGUGGUGUGAUGGAGUACACCACUAGUACACGACGCGCAGAGGAGCAGCAACAUCAGCAACCUGAAGGAGAGCAGGCCCCGUUGGAGGAGGACUUUCUACUUCCAAAAAUUUGAUGACGCAGCUCCCUGCUUUUGAAAUAUAAAAUUUUGGAGUACUACACGAAAGAAAAAUCACGAUGUCGUGUAAGUUUCUGACUCGAGGUUGUCGUCUAACAUUUUGACCACAAGUAGCUUAGUACGAGGAGAUCGCAUAGAAGUUUUAACUCCUCACUCGUGUAUGAUGCUGUUGAGGAUGAAAUCGUGCAAAUUUAGGUCAAUCAAACGAAGUAAGUGUCUUUUAUUUGACCUAAGCGACAUAUACGACAACGACUACGACAAGAACGUACUAGGUGCAGGUAGUUGUACCCACUGGUAUUACAACCAAGAUGCAGCUCUCAGUGAGCUUGCCAGCCAACAAGCCCUGUACUAGAAAAUGAAAAUAGAAGCGAUUCGCGCAAAAAAGACAGCCUCCUUGCUGCGCCAAGAAAAGAAAGGCCCAGGCUCCGAUGUUGCAGUCUUGAACGACCCUCGAUGUUCAAUAGCAGCGACAUGCUCGCUUGCAACAACGACACUUCGACGCUCCUGUUUCGCCCGCCGUUCUUGUGAAAACGAUGGUGCGUGCACACUGCUUAAGUGCCGUGUUGUGUCGUGGCCGCUGACUUGAGUGGCGUUUUGAAAGGUAACAAGGUUACCAUAGGCGUCGACUGACACGGAAGUAGUCCUCGAUAACUACCACUGCAUGAAGACGAAGAACAAGAGGGAAUGCAAGCUCAACCCAGCAGCUAGUACGUGACUAUGGCCGCCUCUGCUGAUGUUGGGGAACAGGACGGCCAGGGCACUGCGUCUGUUGCCGAUGGAGGUGGUACG
Molecule: messenger RNA, 1140 nt
Organism: Amoebophrya sp. A120
Lineage: Eukaryota; Dinophyceae; Syndiniales; Amoebophryaceae
Source: the annotation of a GenBank genome assembly